This is a messenger RNA of Colletotrichum higginsianum IMI 349063, 750 nucleotides long. RefSeq lists its product as uncharacterized. Bases 1 to 750 code for a protein of 249 amino acids. Lineage: Eukaryota; Fungi; Ascomycota; Sordariomycetes; Glomerellales; Glomerellaceae. The transcript has a single exon. The record is from RefSeq and is a predicted model, not a curated record.
AUGGCCCAACCACAGAGUCCAGACCUCACUAGUCUGUCCUCCCAAUUUCAAGGCCUAGCUGAGAACCUCACCCAUGAAUGGGGAUUCUUCGUGGUGCGCACCGCGUACACGGUGGACGUCGACAAACAAAGCUGGACAGCUGCACUGGAGAAUCUUCGUCGAUACGUCAAGACGGGUGACGAUGCUGCCGAGAUACACCCUAGCACACUUGCCCUACCCGUCAUUGCGGAUCAAAGCGCCUUAAACGAAACCGACUUCGCCUCUAUUCGCAAUGCUUUCACCGGUUGGCUGAAUGAGUUCCUUCGCCAUAAGAGCCCGUCGGACGAUGAUGGUGACGAGAAGUGGCCGUCUGAUGUGCGUCGUGACGUCUUCAUAGUCAUCGACGAUUCCUCAUUAGCCUCUCUCCUCAACGCACCCGAGCCCGUUCGCGGCCGCCGCCCCAAUCUCGACACGGAGCCAUGGGUCAUCGUUGUGGACUCUGAGAAUCCAGAUACCGUGCCCUAUCGCGGCGGCGGCCCGUACAUGGGUUUCAUGAGAGCACGGGCAUGUGCAUUGGGACAGCUUUUUGAAGACCUCGGUUCGAGGUCCAUGGGAAGAUUGUGUCCAGUCCGGGAGUAUGAGGACCAGAUUCCUUUUUAUGAUGGAUCUCUGCGUGGAAAGCUGAUUGAUGGUGGUUUUGAUGCUGGUGCAAGAUACAAGUUUCCGCGAGGCACGCCAAGGGGCGUGGAUGGCGCCCGAGCCAUUCCAUGA